Serpula lacrymans var. lacrymans S7.9 is the source of this 381-nucleotide messenger RNA. RefSeq lists its product as uncharacterized. The record is from RefSeq and is a predicted model, not a curated record. Lineage: Eukaryota; Fungi; Basidiomycota; Agaricomycetes; Boletales; Serpulaceae. The transcript has a single exon. Bases 20 to 202 code for a protein of 60 amino acids.
CGUCUUGCAAUCUCCUGCAAUGGCUUCAGAUAUCCCGGUAUUCUGUAGCCUCGGUUUGUUCGAUGGGGUAACUGCCGGUUUGGGGUGUGACGACCUUUACCAUCAUUUGUUCGAAAAAUGCGGCCUCGGAUCGGCAGCAAAAAUGUGCAGGAGUCAAAACAAAAACGUCACGGUAUAUACGUUUAGUGGAGUUAAAGUUUAGCUUUGAUAAGAGGUUUUGCGACAUAUCGCACCCGACGCUGCUACGCCUCAUUUGAGAGGAUACUGUGCUUAUUGUUCAAGUCUAUGAUCAUGACCAUUGAUAUAAUGAGUCAUAUCUUGACAUGAUGGAAAUUACAGAACUAACCAAGAGCAAGAAAUGACGGCUACUCUUAUAAAUUU